AUGGUGCAUGACCAUCUACAUUCAUUGCCUCCUGUGAAACAAGAAAAAGGUGUCAUGACAAACAAUAGUGUUACUGGAUUUCCUGAUGAUGGUCUGCUAGGCCCCCAUUCAUCUUUGGUACCAUCUCCAAAUGAAUCAUCACAAGGGAAUCACUUCAAUGUUCCAUCACCGGAGCGAAGUCAUUGGAGCAUGCCUAAUUGUGAAGCAUGGAGACAUCCUUAUAACACACAUGCUGAAACUCAUUAUCCUUUUUCAAGCCCUCAAUUAGACCCCUUGUUCACAUUGGAAUCAGCACAAAACCAACAAUUUAGAGAUGGUGCUCCUGUCACCAAACAAAGUCCUCCUCUACAGGUAAUGGAGCGUGUAGAGAAUCCUACAACUUCUCCCGAUUAUAGGUUUCCAUCUCAUGUGUUUGAUAGGAACAAAUCAAAAUCAACCAAUCAAUGGAGCAAUGCCUCUAAUGAGUCAUUGUUCAGCAUUCAUAUGGGAAAUACGAGUUUCUCAAGUGACAUUGGUUGGAUGAGUAAAUCUCGUGAAAUGGAUAAAUUUGUUGACAUGAACGCAUCUGAUGCAUCAGUUCAAGGCAACCUCCCGGCACUCCCAUCUCAACCCCUAUCCCCAGCUACAAAAUUCAAUGAUAUCAACCAAUGCACUGCCAAACAAUGUGAUGGUUCAAAAUUGACCGAACUGAAAGCUGCUGAGACAAUGAGAGAGGUUAUAAUGGAAAGCAGUAUAAAAAGAGCGAGUUUACGCGAUGGGGAUUUGACAAAUCUUGCAGGGGAAACUAAUGGACGUUCUAAUUUGCAUUCCCAUUCUCGCCAUUCAGAUGCCAGCACCACAUCUUUCGCGUUUAAUGUAUCUGAUGGAGACAAAACAAUUUCACGAAAGCAUGACGAAGAGAAGGAAAAGCAGCAGAGCCCUGAAGCAACACCAGAUGCAGUUCAAACGCCCAAGCAAACCACAGAUUCUCCUCAGAACAAAUCCCCAUCUUGCUUCUCAUGCUGUUGA
Messenger RNA from Sphenostylis stenocarpa, 1008 nucleotides. The record is from the annotation of a GenBank genome assembly. Lineage: Eukaryota; Viridiplantae; Streptophyta; Magnoliopsida; Fabales; Fabaceae.